Penaeus monodon (black tiger shrimp) is the source of this 2807-nucleotide messenger RNA. Its product is annotated as transmembrane protein 131-like. Lineage: Eukaryota; Metazoa; Arthropoda; Malacostraca; Decapoda; Penaeidae. Gene Ontology annotation, cellular component: membrane. The record is from RefSeq and is a predicted model, not a curated record.
UUGUUCCUGAAGCCCCACCACUACGCUGUGUUCCGCAUUGGUGUGCUCACGCCUGACACAGAGGGCAUCUUUAUUGCUGAGGCUUUUGUGCAGACACAGUUCGAGCAGAUCAAGACCCCAUUUCGCCUCCGCACAGCUGACGGAUCUCUCAGUGUCGUGCCCAACACCAUUGUGUUUGAUCAUGCAUUCCCGGGGAAAAUAUCAAAACAGAAUUUGCACAUUCUGUCGACGUUUGGCCACCCCAUGUCAGUGAAGGAGGUGAAGCCCCUGCCAGCUGACUCGCGUUUCUCCUAUGAGCCCAGCCAGAGCUCUCUCCUAACGUUACAAGCUGGCCACAAAAGCCACGUGGGAAGACUUGUGUUUGAUCCCAAAGUGGAGUGUGGCUCAGAGUGCUACACAGGUUUUCCACUCACUAGCAAAGCUGGUCAGCAGUGGGUUAACACACUCUCCCUGACAUCUCAUGUUGCCGACACUGAUACAAGUUUGUACUCCACUCUGCGCAGUAGAUACCUCAACCUGUCAGCCACAGUUUUCAAUACCUCCAUUGUCUUGCAUACUUCUGAGGUCCACGGUUUCCAUUUCACAGCAAAGGCUGUACAAACUUGGCCAGGCCUGAGUUCGCCGUCCCAUGUGUCAUUUCCGCUGACACAGGCACUCAAUACAAGCAUACAGGAGGUGUUCUUAGAGAACCCAGCCAGUGUCCCUGUGGUGGCUCAGAUACUCCUGCUUCACCAUUAUCCGGCAACACAGCAGCUGCUCUCCCUCUUACCAACGGGUGAGAUGCUGCUGAAUGAGAGCGGCAGUGGGGCGAGCAGUGACGUGUUCACCCUGGUGGAUGGCGACAGCCUGGCGGCGGGGGGUGGGACAACCACAGCCAGAGGAAGCUCGAUGCCUCCGCCUGCCCCUGAAAUAACGAGCGGCCUGGCCCAGCACAGACGGACGCUGGAGGAGCAAUUCAAGACGCGCGUUGCCAAAGACAGCAUCGCACUAAUCCUUGAGCCAGGAGUCAAGGUGAAAGUGAGAGUGUCGUUCACACCGCCAGAUGAAAAGCUGUACUCGACAGUGUUGUUAGUGCGCAACAACCUGACAGUAAUAGAUAAAGUGUUGGUGAAAGGCAGAGGGGGGAGAGGUUUCCUUAAGUUUGCCAACAGAAAACCUGGCUCGGCUAUGCCUCUUGCCUUCAAUAUUGGGGCCAAACAUUUGAAAGACUGUGAUAAUGGCAGAAGCUCAAAAUAUUACCAACCAAACUUCACAGUGAAGCGUUCCUUUACGGCGCGCAACACUGGUGAACUGCCCGUCCAGGUGUGGGGCUUCAACAUCAAUGACUUACCUUGUGAGGGCUACGGCUUCAAAGUUUUGAACUGCGAAGGCUUCGAGCUAGCCCCCAAUGCUAGUCACAAGGUGGACAUCGCGUUCACUCCUGACUUUACCCUGUCCAAGGUACAACAACGGCUAGUCAUUCACACCAGCCUUGGGUUGGUGAGCGGGCCCGAGGAGGAGGCUGCUGCACCGAGUGAGAGCCAGGCGCAGCCGGGCCGAGUUGAAUAUUCCCUGGUUGCUACCGUCCCUACCCACCUGCUCGCACAAUGUGGAGCUGCUGUGCCCAGGCCCUCGUGGGAGCCCCUCCUCUAUUAUGCAAUCUUACCUCUGAUGGCGGCCAUGCUAAUUGGGGCCUUGAUCCUGGCAGCGCUCGAGGCAGACCAUAUCCUCAGGUCUACCAAGAUUGCCAUGACAACCUCCGUGCCCUCCAACGGACAUGCGCCGGCCUUUUGAUAAGUCCAAAGUGUUCGACUUGAAGAACAUUGCGCACCACGAAUCCAAAGGUGCACCCCUGAAGAAUGGCUAUGCCAAUGGCCACGCUCAGGUGGAGAGCCUCAAGGCAAGCAGUCCUGUGUGCAGCAGCUCUAGCAACAAGAAAUCCACAGCUCCGUCAUCCACGGGUGAGAUCAUUGCAAAUGGUAGAAAGUCCGCCUCAGGUGCCAGCUCUUCUAAAAAGGUUGGCAAUAAUCAGAUCACAAAGUUCAAGUACAAAAUCCAAAUACACAAAACAGUCUGACUCUAAGUUAGGUCCAGCGUCUGGAGAAAGCAUCUCUGUUAUAUCUGACAUUUCUGCAAAUCAGAACCAGAAUAGGAAAUCCAAAGGAUAUAAUAACAAAAGCAACAGCAGUAGAAGCUCAGAGUCGCCAAUGUCGUGGCGCAGCUUCUUCUCACGAGCUGUGAGUGCAAAGGAGGACAGUGCGAUGGGGGCGGCAACGUCCAAGAGCGAGCCAGCCAAUCCCAAAAAGUCACCUAACACCAGAAAUAAAGAAGAGGCGUCUGUCCUCAAACAGUCGGUUGGCACGGAGACAGAUUUGCACAUCGAAAACUGCUCCAAGCUCAGAAGACGCACCAAGCCAAGCAUCGAGGAGGAGACAUCCUCUACAACAACAGAGAGUUCCAACACAGAUGAAUUAUCAAUAAGUGAAAGGGACACCCCUUUGAGCAAGUCGUCGGACGUGGCGUCAGCGAGUGGGUCGAGUGGAAAGGCAAACAAGCGGCGCAGCAUGCGGGCAAAAGGCGGCAAGGGCUCAGGCAUGGAGACUGGGCAGGUCGUGAGCAGUGUGCUAGAUGACGAGGUGGGCUUCGAGAUCAGCACAAAGGUUAAGGGGCUGAAAAAGCUAAAGGAGUCUUCAGGGCGCAGCAACUUUGGUGGCGACAUCUACCAGACAAAUACACUGGAGCUGCCCUACACACUGAAGCAUGUCCGCCAGAAGGACUCGGACCGCCCCAAGGAGAACCUCAGGAACCCGAAGGGUACCACCAAUAAA